This is a messenger RNA of Prunus avium (sweet cherry), 927 nucleotides long. Its product is annotated as ubiquitin-conjugating enzyme E2 variant 1D. NCBI's taxonomy places the organism in Eukaryota, Viridiplantae, Streptophyta, Magnoliopsida, Rosales, Rosaceae. The record is from RefSeq and is a predicted model, not a curated record.
CCAACUUUAUUCCGAAAAAUCCUAACCCAUCUUUCAUAACCUAUCAAAAUCCCUUUUGCCCUCAGUUUUUUCUUCUUUAUUCCCACUUUGCCUUCGUCGACCUACUUUCUCCAGAUUCUCAAUUCUUCACUCUCUGAAGGUCUGACCCCUCCACCCUCCCUAGAUAUCCUCUUGCUUCCAUUAGAUCUCGGCACAGCAGCCUGAGAAACACCCCAGCUGAUCAUCUAUGACGCUAGGUUCAGGAGGAUCGGGUGUCGUGGUCCCACGAAACUUCAGAUUGCUGGAGGAACUUGAACGUGGAGAGAAAGGUAUUGGGGAUGGCACUGUCAGCUAUGGAAUGGAUGACGGAGAUGACAUCUACAUGCGUUCUUGGACUGGUACCAUCAUUGGUCCCCACAAUACCGUACAUGAAGGUCGAAUCUAUCAGUUGAAGCUGUUCUGUGAUAAAGAUUACCCUGAGAAGCCACCAAGUGUUCGUUUUCAUUCACGGAUUAACAUGACUUGUGUUAACCAUGAAACUGGAGUGGUGGAACCAAAGAAGUUUGGACCUCUUGCGAACUGGCAGCGAGAGUACACCAUGGAGGAUAUACUUACACAGCUGAAAAAGGAGAUGGCAUCCCCACAUAACCGGAAGUUGGUCCAGCCUCCAGAAGGUACCUACUUCUAGCUUUCAAGACCGUAUAGAUAUCAUGGAACCAAUUGCAUAUGGAAUAUGCAAUAUAUAGUUUGUAACGUCCUUGUUGCUGAUCCUAUGUUAAGAUCAUGCAUGGGAGUGCCCCAAAAAAGUCUCUUGUUACCUCUCCGUGGCUUCAACUUUGUUUUGUUUUCUUCUUUUUUCAAACUGUGUUCAAGGGAUGCUGUUUGAUUAAUGGGAUUUUAUGUGUGUCCAAUAUUUAACAUACCCUUUUAAGUGGACUCUUCUACCCU